AUGGCAACGGCAGCUUUGGGCGAGAGCGGUUUCCAAGGCCGUGGCCGAAGCCCUCCUCGAGCACCUGGGAAAGACGUUCCGGGCAAUCUCCCGAGACCGUGCGGCCUUAGCGAUGCGAUUUUUGAGGACGGAAGUGGACGAUGCGAUGGGAGCAAAAGCCCGUUAUACCUGAGCAUCAACAGCAACUUUGUGCUUCCAACUGCUGACGACUUAGCCGGCUUCGCCAGCGCGAGAAGCCCUGGACGGCGACAUUCCUGGGUCUCAAACGGACAGUUCGCCCAGGCAACCCUGGCCUGCCUGGACUCCGAUCGGGAGGGGCCUUUUUCCAGCGGCGAUGGCGAGUCCAGCUUUGGUCUCCCGGCCGUGGUCUCACCUCGGAGCUCUUUGGGCCCGGGUGCUCGGACCCGGGCGCAGAGCCCGAACCCCCGUGGCUCGCGGCACGGCUCGGAGACCCUCUCGGAGAUCGAGCCGCGCAUGGCGCGGCGCGGAUCCUCCGAGCCAAGGCCGGGAGAGCCGCCAGAUGGUUGUCAAGCUCGGGUACACGAUGUUUGCACGGCGGCCGCUGCUGCCACCGUGGCUGCCAAGUCUGUUGCUGCAGCCGUUGAGAGGACGGACUACGACAACAAAUGGCAAUUUGCAGAGCCCAGUUUCUUUUCCUGGCUUUGUGAUGAGCUGAACAGUCGUCCCGAUGAGGAGCAGCUGCCUUAUGUCCCUCGCAAUCAUCUGCUGGAGGUGGCGAAGGUACCGAGACAAUUGGAGAAGCUGCUGCUGCUUGGGUUCCUGCUGUGUCUGGAUAUCUUGUUGCAUGAGUUGAGCUUCACUCCGCUACAGGCGGUCCGCUCGUGCACGCAGCUGAUGCUCGGAUUGCGGCAGUGGGGCUGCUGGGACCAUCGGGGAGGCAUUCAGGAUCGUCCGCCAGCUGCUUUGCUAAACCAUGGCUCCAAAAAUGUGAUGCUGAACAUCACAGAACAAGGUGAUUGUAUCCGCUUUUCUCUGUUGAUCUUGAAUGUUACAUUGAUGCUGCUGCUGUUCGAUGUCGCAUGGAUGUAUCACUACAUAGAAGGAGAAUCUUUCCUGAAACUGUAUGUGCUGUUCAACAUGUUGGAGAUGUUUGAACGUUGGUGCCGAUCUGUCGGAGUGGACUUGUUCGAUCUGCUUCUGGCAUCCAUUCGGCAUCCGUGGUACUCGUUACUUUCCAAGUAUGGUGCGACUCUGCUUUACUGUUUCGUUCAUGCCACCAUCCAUCUGGUUCGAGUUAUCCUUCUGAAUGUGGCGAUCAAUACCUCAAGCAAUGCGGUGUAUCUUAUCAUUGUCACGAACAACUUUGCAGAGAUCAAAUCUACCGUGUUCAAGCGCUAUGAAGAGAAAAGCCUGUUUCCAAUAAUUGCGAGUGAUAUCGUGGAACGCUUCUAUGUGAUGCUGGACAUCAUCUUUGUGAUAGCCAGAUUGAGUGUUUCCGAACCUUCGGGGAAGUUCACAGCAGUUGACAUCUCGUUCUGGUUGUUGCUACUUGUUGUGCUCGAGAUCGGUACCGACUGGAUCAAGUUCUGCUUGAUCACGAAGUUCAGCGAGAUGCAGGCUAAGACCUUCGAGGUGUACUGGGAAGUGCUGCUUGCGGAUAUCUUGCUCUGCCGAUGCGGCAAGCUGGGCAACAGCCAGGUCGUUGGAAGUGGGGAAGAUCUGCUACUCAAGGUGGGCAGAGACACCGUCAUCAACCAUGCUACAGUGAACUGA
Molecule: messenger RNA, 1734 nt
Organism: Symbiodinium sp. CCMP2456
Lineage: Eukaryota; Dinophyceae; Suessiales; Symbiodiniaceae
Source: the annotation of a GenBank genome assembly